Salmo salar (Atlantic salmon) is the source of this 2491-nucleotide messenger RNA. Lineage: Eukaryota; Metazoa; Chordata; Actinopteri; Salmoniformes; Salmonidae. The record is from RefSeq and is a predicted model, not a curated record.
GUAGCCAGCUCGAUGUAUUAGGGAGAAGGUCCUGUUUUUACACGACGUAGGACAUAGGUGAAUGUUAGCUAGCGUGUUAUUUGAGACAACCGCUAUCUUGCCUGGCUUCCAAGCUAAGUGUUUAGCUAGCUAACGUACCUUGGGUAAUGUUUUUGUAAAUGACUAUCGUGAAUACAGUUUACAGUGGUGAUUGCAAUAGCUAUAUUCAAUAACUCAUUAUGGAACCUCACAAACCCAAGGCAAUUUCACUACAGUGUAUUUGAUUUCACUGUGUAGCUAACGUUAGCUAACAAGCCAAGAGUUAGCUGAAGAAGUUAGCUAUCCGUACUAAUUUUCUUUUCUGUGGGUUUUGUGGGUGCCAACCCGACUGCUACUAGGGAAAGAAUCGGCGUAAUGACUACGGACGGACUGGGACUACAAUUCGGCCCUGACAUUUUAUCCACUCCAGCCCACAUCCACUGCCUGCUCCGUACUCCAGCACCCUACACUUGUGAGGAGAAAGACAUUAAAAAAAAAAAGUUUUAUGCGAUUGGAGAACACAUUGGGAGGCGAUGUGCCAUGUGAAUGACUGAGAACCACCAUGAAGCCCUCACACAAGCUGCUGUUCGUCCUGUGCCCCAUGCUGGUCCUGGGCUUCAUCUACUACUCCUCUGGGAAGCUACACCUGCACAUAUGGGGCCAGAAGCCACGCGAUGUGCCAUGUGAAUGACUGAGAACCACCAUGAAGCCCUCACACAAGCUGCUGUUCGUCCUGUGCCCCAUGCUGGUCCUGGGCUUCAUCUACUACUCCUCUGGGAAGCUACACCUGCACAUAUGGGGCCAGAAGCCACGCGAUGUGCCAUGUGAAUGACUGAGAACCACCAUGAAGCCCUCACACAAGCUGCUGUUCGUCCUGUGCCCCAUGCUGGUCCUGGGCUUCAUCUACUACUCCUCUGGGAAGCUACACCUGCACAUAUGGGGCCAGAAGCCACAGUUGGAAGCGGACAUUGCUCUCACCGUGGGACAAAUAGUAGGCUCAGUGUAUGAUAAGCAGGGCUUUCUGCUGAAGCUGGAUGGACAGUUGCCAGCGGAGUUGGCGUACAAGUAUGGCAACCUCAGCGAAGGAGUUUGCAAGCCGGGCUACGCAGCGGCAAAGAUGACCGCCAUCUAUCCCAAGUUCAUGAAGCCAGCUCCCAUGUUUCUCGACCGGAACUUCAGGCGGCUGGCCAAAGUCUGCAAUUACUUGCCUCCAUUUGGAUUCAAAACACAAGAAAGAAUCAUAGACCGUAUUCUAACUGCCACAAAGAACUAUGGCUUGGGUGAAGACCUUGACAGUCAUGGUUGUAAAAGAUGCAUUAUUGUGGGCAAUGGUGGUAUCCUGGCCAACAAGUCUUUGGGCUCGCGCAUAGAUGAUUACAACAUUGUGGUGAGGUUGAACGAUGCUCCUGUGACUGGUUUCAGCAAGGACGUGGGCACCAAGACCACCAUGCGCAUCACCUACCCCGAGGGGGCCAUUCAGAAGCCUGAGCGCUACGAAAAGGACUCGCUAUUCGUGUUCUCCGCCUUCAAACCGCUGGACUUCAAGUGGCUCAGACAAAUGGUCUUCAAAGAGAAACUGCGGGGUACACAGGGCUUCUGGAAGUCUGUGGCACACUACGUACCCAGGGAGCCCACAGAGAUGCGCAUCCUCAACCCCUACUUCAUCCAGGAGGCUGCCUUCCAGUUCAUUGGCCUGCCGCUCAAUAACGGCCUCAUGGGCAAAGGGAACAUUCCAACCCUGGGGACCGUCGCCAUAACAAUGGCGCUGCAUAACUGUGAUGAGGUGGCGGUGGCCGGCUUCGGUUAUGACAUGAACAUGCCUCACGCACCCUUGCACUACUACGAAACGGUCAAGAUGUCUGCCAUCAAAGAGUCCUGGACACACAACAUAUCCAAGGAGAAGGAGUUCCUCCGCAAGCUGGUGAAGGCCAACGUCAUCACGGACCUGACUAACGGGAUCUGAGUCUGACCAUCCAAGGGGUUUGCCUUUUCACAAAAGAACUACAGAACAGAGGAUGCUGGGAAUGAACCUGGGUGUUGGGGGCGGGAGAGGACCCUUAGAACCUGGACCCUGGUGGUCUGCACACUGCCUGAGUUUUUAUGUAGAGGAGAUUUAAGCGGAUGACUCGGUGGAAAGGCGCACAUACAGUGGGAAGAACAAGUAUUUGAUACACUGCCGAUUUUGCAGGUUUUCCUACUUACAAAGCAUGUAGAGGUCUGUAAUUUUUAGCAUAGGUACACUUCAACUGUGAGAGACAAACAAAAAUCCCGAAAAUCACAUUGUGUGAUUUUUAAGUAAUUAAUUUGCAUUUUAUUGCAUGACAUAAGUAUUUGAUCACCUACCAACCAGUAAGAAUUCCGGCUCUCACAGACCUGUUAGUUUUUCUUUAAGAAGCCCUCCUGUUCUCCACUCAUUACCUGUGUUAACUGCACCUGUUUGAACUCGUUACCUGUAUAAAAGACACUUGUCCAC